AUGGCGGUAUCUCUGAGUCACUACGCUGUAGAUCUUGAGGAUAAUAUCGCCUUUCCUGAUAUCGCUCAUGUACCUAUCCUUCCCCCGCAUGAGAAAAAAAACUGGUACAUUCUCACCGAGAUUGUAUCAGACGAGACUGUCUUUCGACCAACAUUUCGAGUAGAGGAUAAACUUGCGGGACAUUAUUGGGUAGUCGCCUUUUACACAGAGAAUCCAGCCGCAGACGCCAAGGAAUGCAAAGUGGGACACAUGAUUUGCAUCAAGGACGGGAUACCCAAGCAGUUCCUUGACGGACGAUAUGGGUAUAAAAUCAAGGAUCCCUGGGACGUAGUGAUUCUGCCUUGCGGUCUUGCAAACCUCCGAGAGCUAAAUGUGGAACUGCGUAAGCGCUCAGACGACGGGCUUUUCUUUUCAUGCGUAGUUUGCAACUCCCAGAAAGAGAGCUUAGGAUGUGCCCGGUGCAAAACACGAUAUCGCUCAGGGGAAUGCAUGAAAGCUGAUUGGCAUAGUAGGCACCUGCAGAUAUGCAAAGUAUUAAGGACGCUGCAUGAAUGGAACCGUACGCCCUGGGGUUGA
Guyanagaster necrorhizus is the source of this 576-nucleotide messenger RNA. RefSeq lists its product as uncharacterized. The record is from RefSeq and is a predicted model, not a curated record. Lineage: Eukaryota; Fungi; Basidiomycota; Agaricomycetes; Agaricales; Physalacriaceae. The transcript has 4 exons. The coding region runs from base 1 to 576 and encodes 191 amino acids.